UCACAAUGUCGCCCUAAAAGUGCCGGCAUUUCCAGCUGAAAUUGGACGUAGAGGGUGCACCUUUGCGCAGAGGCUGGUUUAAUGCUGAGAGGCUCCUCUGGGUGCACAAAGACAGCGGCUCGCAGACGAACUUGUUCAGAGUGAGCCGGGGACGCUGGGAGGCGAAAUAAACAAUCUCCGGACGAGAAGUAGCCACAGCCGCGCAGUUUUACCUCUUCAAAACACACUAUCACACCACCCAUCCACCAAAUACAAGGUUACAGGUGUGUGCUGGUUGUGAACGUGUGGUGCCACAGGCCAGUCUUGGCAGCAUGGUGAAGGCCCAGAAGUCUACUGGGAGGAAGAGCUCUCACUGUCACCGCAGACAGGUCCCCCAGAGCGGUGGUCAGGCGGAGAUGGAGGAAGGCCAGCUCCAGUCAGACACCCAGCCUCCACCGCAGGAAGCAACCCCAGAAGGAGACCAGCCCUGUGAUCAAGCCCAACUCCAGACCCCUGCUUCAGCUGAGGCACCGUCGGGGGACUUGGACCCGGAGGAAUCUCCGAUAGACGUCCAGGAAAAGGACGACUCUUCUGCCCAGGCCAAGCCUCUGUGGAAGCCCAUUCCCCCUCUGCUGCCUGAAAACCAAACUGAGACCAGGGACCAGAGCUGCCAGACUGAGGAGCGGCUUCAGCAGACCAGCGCCGGCAGCCAUGGUCACAAUACAGGUGUCUGUGUGGAGCCUGGAGAUCCACCUCUGCUCCAGCAGCCUCUGCAGACCUCCAAGUCUGGGAUUCAGCAGAUAAUUGAAUGCUUCCGUUCAGGCACCAGCCAGCUGAAACACAUGCUGCUGAGGGAAGUGGACACCAUCUUCGAGUGUAAACUGUGCCGCAGUCUAUUCAGAGGUCUGCCCAACCUCAUCACACAUAAAGAGUACUACUGCCUAUCACGGCUGCCUGAACCCGACGGUUCAUCGGGUGAUGACAGACAGAGUGUAGCCAUGAAGGAUUUAUUGGACGCCAUAUAUCCCAAAGUCGACCGGCCAGACUACGUUGUACGACUGGAGCCCAUUCAGACCACUACCAAGGCCGUGUUCCAGUACCUCACCACAGAGGAGGAGCUGGCGAGAUAUCCAUCGCACACACCCAGUGCCAGAGAGAGUCCGGUAGCAUGGGAAGGAGAACCAAUGGAGGGUGUGGACAACAACCAGCCGAGCCAGCCGGGAGGGCCAGAGAGCCACAACAGCCCGGGACACAAUCAAGGACAGAGGAGAUGGGAGGCUGAGGAGGAGACUAAAGCGGAGCAGCCACAGCUUGAAGACGAGGGGUCCACUAGUGGGGUUGAGGAUGUUACAAUCUCCUGUUGUCUAUGCGGUCAGGACUUUAACUCUCGCCGCAGCAUCAGACGUCACUGCCGAAAAAUGCACCAGACCAAACUGGAAGAGCUCCGAAAGUUCACAGAGACGCGUACAGUUCCCACAAGCCUUCUCUCUAUGGUGAAAGGACGGCCAAGGACUCUCAGCACACCUACUGGAAAAUCCUGCCCAGUGUGCCUCAAAAGCUUUGCUACUAAAGCCAACGUACGCCGUCAUUUCGACGAGGUGCAUCGCGGUCUACGGAGGGACACCAUCACGCCCAGCAUCGCCUCGCGGCCCGGCCAGCCCUUCUCUCUGGAGGUCACACCCCCCAGGAAGAGCAACAAUUCCUCUCCAACACGUGGCAACAGCUCCAAGUCCACCCCUGUGAACUCUAAAACAACGCCUUCAAACCAAAACCAGCCUAAACCUCAGAGUCCGCUCCCAGCCUCUCCGCAGGCGACCCCGGCCUCAUGUCGCUGCACGCUCUGCAAGAGGAACUACAGCUCUCAGCUCAUGUUGAAGAGACACAUGCGUAUUGUCCACAAAAUAUAUAGCAUCAAAAGUAACAGGCCUGCCACCACGCCCACCUCCUCUACUCCAGCAGCCACUCCUAACAGUAGCAGCGCUACUGUAGUCCAAAGCAACAAUAUCCGAGUGAAAGAGGAAGCAGUAGAACCUUCAGAUGAAGAUGAGGAAGAGGACAUCGACAGUAGCCCUGCCCCGUCUCCUAGUGACAGCACCGGGACAACAACUAAAGCUAUUCCUGUGGCACAAAACACCAUGAAGGUGAAGGAAGAGGAGGCCCCGUCGAGCCCAAAGAUGACAUCGUCCUUACCAUCAUCGGCUUCACGUGGGGGCAACACGUGCGGCGGGGCCGUGCCCGCCAAAAUGACCAAACUGUCAGUGGGUUUUGACUUCAAGCAGCUCUUCUGCAAGCUGUGCAAGCGACAGUUCAGCUCACGUCAGAACUUAACAAAGCACAUUGAGCUUCACACAGAUGGCAACGACAUCUUCAUUAAGUUCUACCGCUGCCCCCUCUGUCGCUACGAGUCUCGUCGCAAACGUGACGUCCUGCGUCAUGUCACCGUGGUCCACAAGAAGUCCUCCGCAUACCUCGCCAAGAUCAUGCCCAAACUGGAGAGCCGGGCGGUGAAGAGGCUAGCCGAGGUCGUCCUCAACAGCACAAACCCCACCAAGAGGACAAGCAGCAACAUCAAAGAGGAGGUGAACGGACGCCACGCUUCUUCGCCGCCCUCCUCCUCCCCUUCACCUCCUGUCACUCGCAAGCAAGAGUGCUCCACAGCUCCCCCAAGCACCACAUCAGCCUCCUCCUCCUCCUCCUCCUCCUCUUCCUCUGCCCCGCCCCCUGCCCCCAUUACUCGGAAGCAGCAGGAUGUCUCAACGCCGGCGCUCGCUCCUUCCCCUCCCGUCACCCGUAAGCAGGAGAGACAGCAGACCCACCAGCAUCGCUCCAUCAGCCCCCCACUGACCCGCCGCAGUGAAAAACACACACACCAACGCAACUCCUCCUCCACCACCUCGCCCAGCAACCAAACCCCACACACCCGACGGCACGACGCCCAGUCAGAGAGCAGCGGUACGGGGUCGACCUCCACUGAAGUCAGAGUCACCAAGAAUUUCUCCCUCCACGCCUGCGACCAGUGUGGACGGGCCUUUGCCAAGAAGCUGUACCUGGAGUCUCAUAAGCGAAGUCAUCGUAACGCAGCAACGGCAGGGGCCAACAGGAGGAAAGGAGUCAGCACCCGCUCCAAAUCCCUGGCCUGGUGAAACCCACACUUCCGCCGGGGAUAAUGGACGAGCGAACCGCUAACAACGAAGAAACGAAUCAAAACUUUCAAUUGGGAAAAAUAAUGAACGGAUGGAAGGAGCACAGAGCAGAGAUGAAGGAACAAACAAAAGGAACAAUGGAAAACGAUAGACGAGUGAAGUACUGAGGAUUCCCACCUUUUGCUUUAGAACCAAAUAUAUUGUUGGAAUCUGACUUUUUUUUUUGUUGUUGCAUAGUUUCAUUAUGAAGCCAGCCAGCUUGCUGGACGGUGGCGCUGCUAUCGAUGGAGAGACCGUAGUGAAUAGAUUCACUACACCUGUAUAUAUCUGUAUUUACUUACAGCAGUAUCUAAAUAUAGAUCCAUAUGCAGCUGACUGAUUCGUACUGCUUUGCUCUCGGUAAACUGCCUUUAGCAAAAGGAUGAAGGUCGACUAUGACAGUGUGUGUGUGUGUGUGUGCGUGUGCGUGUGCGUGUGCGUGUGCGGUGUGUGUGUGUGUGUGUGUGUGUGUGUGUGUGUGUGUGGAGACAUUGAAAGAGGGAGGGAAUCAGAACUGGAUCGUGGCCUCCACAGAAAAUAGACUGGAAACAAAAACUGAUUUUUUUUCUCUCUUUUGUUCCCCUUUGCCUAAACCCUGCAGUCCCACACAGAUACAGAAAACCUAUUUUGAGUCCUUAAAAUCAGUUUUCCUUUUCUCUGUACCUUUUUAUAAUGUAUACUACUUCAUUUAUUCAAGACUAUUUGCUCAACAUUACGACAGAUCAACAGAAAAUACAGUUUUUCCCCCUUUCCCCGACGACAGGAGCACUGCUGUGUCCUGCUAUCUAACAGAGAUAUGCCAUACCCAAAGUGUUUCCCCCUGUAAGUCUUCUGCUCACCUAAGAGUUGAAAAGGAUAUUAUUUUCAUGUAAAUGUUGCUACUGAGAAGCAAACAGAUGAUGGGUCAGAAUUCCAGCUGUAAUAUUCUUCAUGAAAACAGCCCAUAGUCGGAUUUGGUAACGUGUUGUUACAGCAGCUCGAGUCUUGUUUUAGAAGAUGAAAUGCUCAUUAAUUACAUGUAUGGUCAAAGUAGGGGAAAGUAUUUUUUUUGCAGUUUUUCUUUAAAAUUGUGUGUGCGCUUAUUUUUUUAAAACCUCCUCUUAUAAAUGUAUAGUUAUUUUCUGCCUUUUUGUUGUUGAACUGCAUGUGAGAAACUUUUGUGAAGGGUUUCCUUUACUUUGACCGUACCCUGUUUUACCUCCAUAUAUUAGUCACUUUAUUAGUCCCAGUAAUGGUUCUCUUCUAACUGGGUUACGUGAAGCAAGGGUUCAAUAAGACAUCAGUUUGUGACACAAGAUUUAGGGAGGGAGUUUUGUUUUCAGCUCAACACAGAAACACACAGAUACAAACACAGAAACAUACAGACCUGAGGGAGUAAGGUUCUAAAACGAGGCAACCAUUUAGGUUCAAAUGUCACAACAAUGCCCUUAAGUGGCACUAAUUAUGACCAUAUGAAACAAUACAAGGUGAUACAAUAAUCAUUUAAGAAAUUUAGAGAUGCUUAAUAGAUAUUAAAUCACAUUGGAAUCAAUUUUCUUCCAAAUAUGGAUUAUUUCUGAAUUUAACAGCUGGGACUGUUAAUGCUGAGGUGUGCUACCACGGGCACAACUAUCAAAUUAACACCACCAUCACCCCCUACAAGUUGAAUCACUUGUGUUAAUGUGCGAGAAUUUAAUUAAUAGUGAGCAGGAAAAACCGACUAAUAACACGUUUUACUGUCAACUAACGUGUGUUUGAAUGCACAGCCAUACUGCUUAACAUAUUAGAAACCAUUAACUGGAAGUUAAUUUUUUAUGUAUACUGACACUAAGCAAAAACAAAAUCACAGUGUUACUCCGCUGCAACAUCCCACAUAUUGCUUUAAUCCUUUUGGCCACAUUAGAAUCACUCCUCAAACCCAGAGGGGCAACAGUGCAGCAUCACUGCAGAGUGGGUGAGUAGACAUCUCUCAGCUAUAGUGCCUAAGCAGCAGGUGUAACAGGUCUGAAUUGACAACCAGCUGUUUGGGAAUCUACCGUUUGUGGUGCUAAUCCUGAUUAUAACGGGCCAAAAUGUGAGCGCUGUAAACAUGAGAGAGACGAAAAGCAACAUGCUCUGGUAAGCUAAACAGUUCAAUUCUCUCUUUAUCUUAAACUUUUUGUUCCAUUAACAAACAAAAGUUAAAAAAAAGAUGCUGGGGCUCAUUCAAAUAAACUUUGUGAACUUUUUUCUUUUCAACCUUAACUGCUGCAUCAGUUCCAUUCAAAAUGUGCUUUCAUGUACUCAGAGUUAAAGGGGUGGGGGGCUGCAUUUGUUUUAAUGACAGCAACGGCACCCAGAGGUAGUCUUUGAAACACUGGCACAUGAGUUGGGAGCGAAGGAUUGAGGAAGACCAAAUGUAGAUAUGUCUUAAUGUUCAAACAGAAAGCCAUGAAAUGGAACAAAAUGAGAAAAAAGGAAAGACCAAACUUUAUUUUUAUAACUGAAAAAUGCUACUGCAACAAGGUCUUGAAAACAUGUAUAUAUGGAUCCAUCCUACACGGAUGGUAUAAAUAAUAGUUAUAAUAGUCACAAUAGUUAUUGACUUGUACUUAACUGUUGGUUGACCAUAUGCUUCAAUGUCUGACUAGUUACUACGCUGUCACUGAGGCAAGUUUGCGAUGUUCCACAAUUAGUUGUCUUUGUUUUUGUUUUUUGCAUCUCAUUCCUUUUUGAAGGAGGUUUUUGUUGGACUGUGACAAGAAGAGAACAGGAAUCAAUCCUCAAGAGACUCUUAGACUCUUUUUUUUUUUUUUUUAAUCUUGUCAUCUCUUUCAUCAUCAGUUGUAAUAUGUUAUUAAGCUCACCUUCUAGAGAAUCUGAGAAGAGUUAGUGAAGCAUUUCAGAUGUGACAAGAAUGUUAAAACCAACCACUUAAUAAAUAAAAAUGUACUGCUUCAAACCUC
Messenger RNA from Dicentrarchus labrax (European seabass), 6085 nucleotides. RefSeq names its product zinc finger protein 800b (gene znf800b). The coding region runs from base 312 to 3122 and encodes 936 amino acids. The transcript is spliced from 12 exons. The record is from RefSeq and is a predicted model, not a curated record. NCBI's taxonomy places the organism in Eukaryota, Metazoa, Chordata, Actinopteri, Moronidae.